CACAGAAGCGACUGGAAGCUGCUCUCUCGUUCAUUCAUUUCUUCACCCGCUCAUCCGUUCAUCGCAGACGGUGUUCGGGUCUGCUCGCUGCUAAGAUGACGCGUUUGAAGCGCUGAAAGUGUCCCAACAUGUGAAGCUGUGUGUCGGGGAAGCAGCCGGGAGUCAGACAAUCAUCGGUGGCGCAGCGGACUGGUGGUUUAUCCAGCGACAGACCAUGUGGUGGGCUCGGCCCUUCCUGCCCGCUCUGGUGCUUCUCUCGGAGCUCUCUGUGGUGAGAGUCCAGACGGCGCCGUGCCAGACGUGUCGGAAGCUCACGGAAAGUUUCAUCAAGGGACUGGAGAGAACGGCCAAUAAGAACUUUGGUGGCGGUAACACCGCCUGGGAGGAGGAGAAGCUCGCCAAGUAUGCACGCAGUGAGACUCGGCUUCUUGAGAUUGUCGAAGCUGCUUGUGAGAAAGCAGAUUUUGAAUGUAACCGUCUGCUGGAGCAGAUCGAGGAUCAGGUGGAGACUUGGUGGUUUCACAGGCAGCAGGAGGCCCCGGACCUGUUCGAGUGGCUCUGCAUCGAGGAGCUGAGACUCUGCUGUCCGCCCGGGCGCUUCGGACCCGACUGCAAAGAAUGUCCGUCUGGAGCCGGAGGUGUGUGCGGAGGUCUGGGUCGCUGUGAGGGGGAGGGCACCCGCCUGGGAGACGGAGAGUGUGUGUGCGACCCAGGAUACUCGGGGAGUCUGUGCCAGAGCUGCGCUGACGGAUACUUCAGGGAGACGAGCUCCAACGACAGCGCGGGAGCCUGCGCAGCGUGCUACCACUCCUGUAAGAAAUGCUCGGGGCCGCAGGACUACAAAUGCCUGGACUGCAAACCCGGCUGGAUCCUCCAUGACAACAAGUGCGUGGAUAUCGACGAGUGCGGCACGGAGCUCGCUCGCUGCCCAUCGAACACCUACUGCCACAACACCGACGGGUCGUAUGAGUGCAGAGGCUGCGACCAGGCGUGCGUGGGCUGCAUGGGCAGUGGUCCUGCUCGCUGCAAGAAAUGCGCACGUGGCUACAGGCUGAAGGGAGCCAAGUGUCUGGACAUAGAUGAGUGCAGCGAGCGUGCGAUAGCGUGCCCGGGACUCAACGAGGCCUGCAUCAACGAAGAGGGCUCCUUCCACUGCGACUGUGCCGAUGGAUUCAUCAGAAGAGACAGCAUCUGUGUGGAGAAUAAGCCUCCCGUCGACCCAGACAAGGGCCUGUUUGACGACAUAUCGGACGACGAGGUCCUGGUCCUGCAGCAGAUGUUCUUCGGGGUCGUGAUCUGCGCCCUCGCUACACUGGCCGCCAAAGGCGACAUGGUCUUCACCGCCAUUUUCAUCGGAGGAGUGGCGGCCAUGGCGGGUUACUGGCUGACGGAGAAAGGAGACUACAUGCUGGACGGGUUUCUGAAGGGACGCUAGACCGUCAAGGUACCACCACUAAAGAGAGACCUCGAAGCACCAGCCGACUAAGGGGACUAACUCUCAACUGGAGGCAGGAAACUCGCUUUACAGUUGCUAGCCUUUCAGGGAUUAACUUGGAGAGUGACUUUAAAGGGCUUGGGUUCAUUACGCAGGAAAAAAGAAGGAAACUUGAAGGCGGUGAAGCCGUAAAUCCAAAAGAAUAUCAAAGCAACCGUGCACUGAUCUAAAGGGACUGAACUGAAUCCCCUACCUCAACUCUGUUGGGAACAAGGGUGACAUGAAGACCACUACUGAUUGUCAAAAUCGAUUAUGCAUUUGGAUGUCUCCUCUGGCCUCUAUGUUACUCAAGUAAAGAUGUCGAUUUCCUCCACACAGAGAGAACCUCCUAUCAUCACGCCCAUCCAUGUUUUCCAUCAUCUCGGUGUCUGAGGCAGAGGUCUGUUGGUAGUUUGAAUGCCGAAUGCGUUUUGACUGUGGAGGCUUCCUACAAUGCUUGAUGUUAGAGUUUUCUCCGCAGAGCUGAUCCUGAAUGACUGAUUAUUUAUGUUCACUGAAUGACUUUUUACCUCCUCCUUCCCGCUGAAUGAUUGUUUUCAGUAGUAAUGCAUGAUAAUAGGAUCUAUGAUGAAAGGUAAAUACACUGUACGUAUUAAUUUAUUGUUUUACUUUGGCAUGAAAGGGAAACUUUUAAUAUCUGCUGAGCUCUGACCUGGAAGAUGCAAAUGAUUUUCUGUUGCCUUAUUUAUGUUUACGAUAAUUAUGUUUGGUCUUUGCUUUUAUUCCACCCGACAUUCUAUCAUAUUUAUGUGAAGAUUUUAAAUCCUCGAAACUUAGAAUUCCAGCAGAUGUAGUAGCACCAUUGGAGAGCCAACCACGCCUCACUUUUUCUUUGACGAUUAAUUUAUUUUCCUGUGUGGAAUGAUGUUAAUCAUUAUGGAUAUUUACUUUACAAUAAAAAUGUCUGCCAC
Salarias fasciatus (jewelled blenny) is the source of this 2406-nucleotide messenger RNA. RefSeq names its product CRELD disulfide isomerase 1b (gene creld1b). The transcript is spliced from 11 exons. The record is from RefSeq and is a predicted model, not a curated record. Bases 215 to 1435 code for a protein of 406 amino acids. Lineage: Eukaryota; Metazoa; Chordata; Actinopteri; Blenniiformes; Blenniidae. Gene Ontology annotation, molecular function: calcium ion binding.